CCUAAUUGUUGUGAUAAACUUAUUAAAUAGGUUGCAAUGAACUCGUGUACAUAUUUAGGAUUUCUGCUUGUCGUUCACUUAUACACUACCAGUCUGCUGUGUCCGAGCUGUUCAGCACUACCAGAGUCCACGAAGUGGUCUGUUCACCAUACACUCAAUUCCCAGAAAACUUCUUCCAUCGAUUGGUUUCAAGCAACGCUAUGGAAUGGAACUACGAUUAGAGCGACACUUAAAUGCUCCCCCUCUGUAGCAGACGAAGAGCAGUCCUUCAACAUAGCCAUACGAUGGAUGAUCCGCAACACUCCUUGUUCCGGCAACUAUGCCAUGCUGUCUGAGAACUAUACUCGAGCACUCAUAGACAAUCCGAGGAACUUGAUCUCGAACGAACCGUACGUGUCCUAUGCAAGUGAAGCCGAGGAAUCGAAGUUCUUCGAAGCCAGCUGCAAUCAGGAUAUAGAUUUGCUCAAUGGAGAUGUAGGGUUGGUUCCUUUGCACCGUCAAAUGGUUGGAUCAGCUAACCCGAAAACAUUGAAACAGAGUUUCAGCAACACGGGCCUAGACGACUCAAAGCAGCAGCCAGAUGAAGUCAAUGUCCUCGGACAAACAUGGGUCUCGGGUCCCACGAUUUUCAUAGUCGAAAUCUACGUCACUCAAAUUCCCAACAGCAAAGAUCGAAACUUGGAGGCGGAGAUCACGUUAGACGUCGCGUUUAAAAGCAAGUCGGGAUAUCUUUCAGCAAUUGACAAGCCGCUUUUGAAGUUUUACGCUAUAAUGUGUGCAGUUUACUCUCUUUAUGCCCUGGUAUGGACUGUGUUUUGUUUCUCACAUUGGCGAGAUUUACUUAGACUGCAAUACUGGAUUUGUGCUGUUAUCGGUCUCGGGUUGAUCGAAAAAGCGGUGUUUCUAGCUGAAUUUGAUCACAUGAAUAAACAUGGCGAUAUAUUACAAGGCGUGGAAUUAUUUGCCGAAGUCGUGUCGAUUAUCAAACGAACCCUAGCUCGGGUUUUGGUGCUCAUUGUAAGUUUGGGUUACGGAAUUGUGCGACCGAGACUCGGUGACAUCAUGAGGAAAGUCCUAGUGUUGGCAUUUUUGUUUUUAAUUUUGGCGUCAGUCGAGGCAGCCAUGAGAAUAUACAGAUCUAGAGAUAGUCGCACCGAUUCAGAAAUGCUGGCUGUUAUUUGCCUGUCCACAAUAGAUGCAGUUAUUUGUUUCUGGGUCGCAUCCAGUUUGUUGCAGACAUUGAAGAAUCUGAAGUUGAGACGAAAUGUGGUGAAGCUGACUUUGUACAGACAUUUCUUCAACAUCUUAGUUCUCUGUAUAAUGGCCGCAUUGGCCUACUUAAUUUGGUCCUUCGUCAAUAUAAAGCUGCCGGACUGUUUCAAAGACUGGCAGGAAUUGUGGGUGGACACUGCUUACUGGCACAUCCUCUUCUCAGUCGUCCUCUUCGGAAUCAUUAUCCUCUGGAGGCCCAGUCAGAACAACCAGCGAUAUGCGUUCUCACCGCUAAUGGACAAGCCUGAUGAUGCACUCAGUGAUGACGAGGACUACCUGACGUCAGGGGGUCUGAUUGGUCUCACGGGUACGGAGUCGGGAGAGGGACAGAAACAGGCGCAUAUCCGCUCUAUCUAUAAGAGUAGUUACAACGCGGCUCUGGCCAAUAAGAACAAAUCAGAGGAGGCGAAUGAGGACGAGAACCUGAAGUGGGUGGAGGAACACAUCCCCACCUCCGGAUUCGACUCGGCCAUAGACCCAGCCACCACUCUGGACUCGGACGAGGAGGAAAAGCUGAAGACCCAGCAGACUAUCGGCAAAAUGCUUUGAGGACACUACGAUUGAUAUUGUCACAAUCACGAAUUGGAGUGAGACAAUAAAGGAAAAAAGAAUCAAAGUUUGAAUAAAAAUAAGCGUGGAUCGAAACCAAAAUCAAAAGUAAAACUUCAUAAAACAAACUUAAAUCUUAAUGAAGAUGAAAAAAAUUGCCUACGUAUUUUGCGCAUUAUAGAAGAUUCCUGUAUAAGACGUCAUGGUAUCUUUUUGUUUCAUUUUUGUCACUCCUUUCCCGCGACUUAUGAAACUUAGCUGUUUGCUUGUAAUAGUCGAUGUUUUGAAGUCAUGCGAAACAAGUUUCAUCAAAUUUUUAUUUGAGAUUUUUUUCCGAAUAGAUAACGCCGAUGGCCUCAAUCAAUUCAAGGUCAGACAUUGUUGUCAUCUUUUUAAUUUAAGUAACAGCCUUUUUUUAUUUAUUAGAAGGUUGAAAGGAUGAAAGGUUCGUUUUGUGCACUAUUGUACUUGAUUUCACUUCGCAGGCGGUUUGUAAAUUUUGACUUUUCAUAUUUGAAAAACUUAUGAUCAUUGUAAUGUUAAUCUACGAAUUUCAAAAUAUAUAAUUGUACAUUUGGUUGGGUGCCUUAAACUUGUCUUUGAUUUUGUAUAUAAUUUGAUAUUGGCCUAA
This is a messenger RNA of Symsagittifera roscoffensis, 2452 nucleotides long. RefSeq names its product metal transporter nramp1 homolog. Gene Ontology annotation, cellular component: membrane; Golgi apparatus. The record is from RefSeq and is a predicted model, not a curated record. The transcript has 6 exons. Gene Ontology annotation, biological process: retrograde transport, endosome to Golgi; metal ion transport. Bases 37 to 1821 code for a protein of 594 amino acids. NCBI's taxonomy places the organism in Eukaryota, Metazoa, Xenacoelomorpha, Acoela, Convolutidae. Gene Ontology annotation, molecular function: iron ion transmembrane transporter activity; cadmium ion transmembrane transporter activity; manganese ion transmembrane transporter activity.